This is a messenger RNA of Laetiporus sulphureus 93-53, 817 nucleotides long. Its product is annotated as histone-fold-containing protein. The transcript has 4 exons. Bases 74 to 817 code for a protein of 247 amino acids. The record is from RefSeq and is a predicted model, not a curated record. NCBI's taxonomy places the organism in Eukaryota, Fungi, Basidiomycota, Agaricomycetes, Polyporales, Laetiporaceae. Gene Ontology annotation, molecular function: chromatin DNA binding; protein heterodimerization activity. Gene Ontology annotation, biological process: leading strand elongation; DNA damage response; heterochromatin formation. Gene Ontology annotation, cellular component: epsilon DNA polymerase complex; CHRAC.
CUUCAUCCGCCACCACGUAUCCAUCCCCUGGCCGUCAUUCCUCAGUUCACGACUGUCGCCUUUCCUGGACAUUAUGCCGCGCAGCAAACAAGUGUCCUCUACCGUGACCGCAGAGUCUCAGCAAGAUGCUGUCUCAGAAGGAAUCGAAAACUACGAGCUUCCAAGAAGUCUUGUGACGAAGCUUGCGCGUUCCGGAAUGUCGGAAAACAUGAAGAUGCAGAAAGAAGUCGUGUUGUCACUCCAGAAGUCAUCAACCGUGUUCAUCAAUUACCUAGCUGCGACAGCGCAUGAAGUAGCAAGCUCGAAACAGCACAAGAGCAUAUCAGCAUCGGACGUUCUGAAGGCACUUGAGCUCCUCGAGAUGGGUGAUAUGGUGCCGAUGCUCCAGAAAGAACUACAAGUGUACCGCGAGUGCCAAAAGUCAGACAAGGGUCGCAAGAGCACAAGCAGUGCUAAAGGUCGGGGCCGGGAGCAAGGCGAGUCCGCGUCCGCGUCUGCGUCGACAUCAAUAUCGCUGAAGGUCAAGUUGAAAGGCAAGGAGAAAGAGAAGGGCCCGACGAUUACCAUCAGCCGAUCUCAGAUUAGAGGCCCCUCCGUAGCGGCGGCGGCGCAGCCUGAGGCCGAGGUCGAGCCCGGGCUUGGAAGACAAGGUGAAGGCACAGAGCAGGUCGAUGAAGAUGAGGAGAUGGCGGAAGCUGACGAUGUCGAGGAAGAGGAUGACGACCUGGAACCGGGAGAGGAAGAUGAGCCGGAAGAUACGAUGGCUGUGGAGGAGACGCGGAAAGGGAAAGGCACAAAUCGUUCUGACGAUGACUGA